AUGAGAUUCUCCCGGCUUUCUGUACUGGCGGCAUGCGUGCCUGCUGCCACUGCACGCUUCGUUGAGCCCAACGAGGCCGACAACGUUGUCCUCGACCCAAAUGAGCCAACCUUCCUCAUCGAGACCGCUCCAGGCAAGACGCAAUGGGUGACGGAGGACCAGAAGUGGGAGCUUAGACGGAAUGGCCAGCGCUUCAUGGACAUCACCGCCUCCAGGGACUUGGGCGCCCAGACUCUGCGAAACGGGGCGUCUGUCGUAUUCCCAAGCAAGUGCGUCAAGCGCGACGAGGUCAAGAGCCUGGCGACGAACCUCGACAAGGCGUCCAUGAAGGCCAAUCUCGAAAAGCUGUCUAGCUUUCACACGCGAUACUACAACUCCGACUGGGGCCUGGAGUCUUCCAACUGGGUGCUGGAAAAGGUCAACCAGAUCAUCACGGAGGCCGGUGCCCGCGACACCGUCACCGCCAAGAGCUUUCCUCACACCUGGAAGCAGCACUCUGUAAUUGCUACCAUCCCCGGACAGACCAACAGCACCAUCGUCGUUGGUGCCCAUCAGGAUUCCAUCAACCUGUGGCUUCCUAUCCUUGCUGCCCCCGGGGCUGACGACGACGGCAGCGGCACCGUCACCAUAAUGGAGGUCUUCCGAGCUUUGCUCAAGUCCAAGGACGUCGUGGACGGCAAGGCCGUCAACACCAUCGAGUUCCACUGGUACAGUGCCGAGGAGGGCGGUCUGCUCGGUAGCCAGGCCAUCUUCCGCGAGUACGAGAAGCAGCGGCGCGAUGUCAAGGCCAUGCUGCAGCAGGACAUGACUGGCUACGUCAAAGGCACCCUAGACGCAGGUCUUCCCGAGAGCGUCGGCGUCGUCGUUGAUUAUGUUCACCCUGGCCUGACCAAGUUCAUCAAGACGGUCAUUGAGCAGUACUGCACUAUCCCUUGGGUCGAGACAAAGUGCGGCUACGCGUGUUCCGAUCACGCUUCAGCUUCCAAGGCUGGAUAUCCGUCAGCCUUUGUCAUCGAAUCGUCCUUCGACAAAUCCGACCCUAACAUUCACACGACGUCUGACCUCAUAAAGUUUCUUUCAUUCGACCACAUGCUGCAACAUGCUCGCAUGACCCUUGGCCUUGUUUACGAGCUUGGUUUUCAUAAAUUUACAAAGGGGUACGAGGGGGACGACGAACUGUAG
This is a messenger RNA of Metarhizium album ARSEF 1941, 1182 nucleotides long. RefSeq names its product aminopeptidase. The record is from RefSeq and is a predicted model, not a curated record. Gene Ontology annotation, biological process: proteolysis. The transcript has 3 exons. Bases 1 to 1182 code for a protein of 393 amino acids. Lineage: Eukaryota; Fungi; Ascomycota; Sordariomycetes; Hypocreales; Clavicipitaceae. Gene Ontology annotation, molecular function: metalloexopeptidase activity.